ACAAAGAAGUCGGCAGUCAGUGAGAAUAAGUCAUAGAACAACCGAAGACAUCGAUGGGUUGUUCUCAACUUUAGUUCUAGACGACGAAUUCAACUGAAUAACAUUCUCGAUAAAAUUCUCAGUUGUUAUUGAAAAACCAUAAAAUCUUUGAAACAUGGUUAAAACAACAUGUUACGUACAUACUGCUGUCUACAAUUAUAGCCACAAAUAUAGAAAUCUGGACAGAAUUCGAUCGGACGUCAAGCAGUUCCUGAAGGAGUACGAUCAGAUAACGCUGCACAAGGAUGUUUAUCGACGAAUUUUCCACUGGAACUUGCGCGAAAUUCGGGACAUGGCUAAGCAGCUGUUGAUCAAAUUUGAAGCGGCUCCGUUUGAAGAUGCGAGAACCAAAUCGGAUAAGCUGAUUUUUUGCUGCGGGUUGGGAUUUGAUAACGCCGCAGAUUUGAGGAGUCACUACAAAGCCGUUCACAACGAACCAUUUGUUCGUUAUAUGAAUACAUUAGAGCUCAAGUCGGCAAUGGCAAAAAUCAACCACAUGCGUCAUCUUUUCAAGGAAUAUAUAACUUUUGGUGAAAAAUAUUCCUUCGAUCUGAUCAUGGAUUUGAAGAAGAUGAUGAAAAUGAUUACAAAUACGUUAAAGUUUUAGAAUAAUAAAUUUACAUGUGAAAUUGUGAAA
This is a messenger RNA of Uranotaenia lowii, 676 nucleotides long. RefSeq lists its product as uncharacterized. The coding region runs from base 155 to 646 and encodes 163 amino acids. The transcript has 4 exons. The record is from RefSeq and is a predicted model, not a curated record. NCBI's taxonomy places the organism in Eukaryota, Metazoa, Arthropoda, Insecta, Diptera, Culicidae.